AUGAAGGUGACUGUACUUGAAUGGAAGGGUUUUUGUACAUGGCAUUGGGACCUAUCUUCGUCCCUUUCCAACAAUAGCAACAACAGUGGAUACAUCGAGGAAUUAUGUGGGAUCUGUCGUGUCUCCUUUGAUGGCGCAUGCCCCAACUGCAAGUAUCCUGGCGACGAAUGUCCAAUAAUCUUAGGAGAUGGAUGUACUCACAACUUCCAUUUACAUUGCAUAUUGAAGUGGCUAGAGCAAGAGUCGUCAAAGGGGUUAUGUCCAAUGUGUAGACAAAUCUUUACUUUCAAACCAAUUGCGGAUAACUCACAGGUAGAGUAUUCCAAUUUAAAAACCUUGAUCGACGGGCACAAAGUAAUGAGGGAAAGAUUACUGCCAAAUAACGAGCUGGAGUUUGAAGCAUUCGACGCUGAAGUAGAUUGA
Molecule: messenger RNA, 423 nt
Organism: Lodderomyces orthopsilosis Co 90-125
Lineage: Eukaryota; Fungi; Ascomycota; Pichiomycetes; Serinales; Debaryomycetaceae
Product: anaphase promoting complex subunit 11
Exons: 1
Coding region: 1-423 (140 amino acids)
Biological process (GO): protein ubiquitination; anaphase-promoting complex-dependent catabolic process; positive regulation of mitotic metaphase/anaphase transition
Cellular component (GO): anaphase-promoting complex; nucleus
Molecular function (GO): cullin family protein binding; ubiquitin protein ligase activity; zinc ion binding
Source: RefSeq, a predicted model, not a curated record